Molecule: messenger RNA, 5855 nt
Organism: Cercocebus atys (sooty mangabey)
Lineage: Eukaryota; Metazoa; Chordata; Mammalia; Primates; Cercopithecidae
Gene: SMURF1
Product: SMAD specific E3 ubiquitin protein ligase 1
Exons: 18
Coding region: 528-2708 (726 amino acids)
Biological process (GO): ubiquitin-dependent protein catabolic process; negative regulation of BMP signaling pathway
Molecular function (GO): protein binding; ubiquitin protein ligase activity
Source: RefSeq, a predicted model, not a curated record
UAAAAUAAAAUAAAAAACAGCAGCAUGGAAACCUGACAAUGCUUGAAUUGGUACAUGGGCGGUGGGUGUUGAGACAAUGCACAUAGAAGUGGAACUCUGAGCCCUGGGCCUCCUGUGAUAGUGGCCAUUGAUGGAGCCAGUACAGGUAGCCAAACUGAGGGAGCCUCUGCCUGGAGGUGGGUGCACUGUCUGGGGAGUGGGACCCAGCUGUAGGUUCUUUGACAGUGUGGCAUAAAAUAAUUUUUUGCCUGAAACUUUUAGUCAUGAAACUGCAAAACUGCUUGGGACUUGGGUGCCAUUUCUAAAGGGCUCUGACAAUUUGGCAAUGAUUUAAUGUCAUUAUAUGGUGGUUGCUUUGUUCUUAAAAUACAGCUUCUUGCUGAGGCCAAGUUAGGUGACGGAUUUUUUUUUCCUUUUCUUGCCUAAGAUUUUCAUUUCACUCCCUCCACUUUUUUGCUUAGGAAACUCUCAAAUGAAUCGGUGUGACUUCCAUGCUGUAAGAUGUCACUGCCACUUACCAAUCAAACAUGAGCUCAUCUGUGUUACAGAAGCAGAACAGAACAGAUGUGUUAUGUGCCAAGAACCUUGCAAAGAAAGACUUCUUCAGGCUCCCCGACCCUUUUGCAAAGAUUGUCGUGGAUGGGUCUGGGCAGUGCCACUCAACCGACACUGUGAAAAACACAUUGGACCCAAAGUGGAACCAGCACUAUGAUCUAUAUGUUGGGAAAACGGAUUCGAUAACCAUUAGCGUGUGGAACCACAAGAAAAUUCACAAGAAACAGGGAGCUGGCUUCCUGGGCUGUGUGCGGCUGCUUUCCAACGCCAUCAGCAGAUUAAAAGAUACCGGAUACCAGCGUUUGGAUCUAUGCAAACUAAACCCCUCAGAUACUGAUGCAGUUCGUGGCCAGAUAGUGGUCAGUUUACAGACACGAGACAGAAUAGGAACUGGCGGCUCGGUGGUGGACUGCAGGGGACUGUUAGAAAAUGAAGGAUCGGUGUAUGAAGACUCAGGGCCUGGGAGGCCGCUCAGCUGCUUCAUGGAGGAACCAGCCCCUUACACAGAUAGCACCGGUGCUGCUGCCGGAGGAGGGAACUGCAGGUUUGUGGAGUCCCCAAGUCAAGAUCAAAGACUUCAGGCACAGCGGCUUCGAAACCCUGAUGUGCGAGGUUCACUACAGACGCCCCAGAACCGACCACACGGCCACCAGUCCCCGGAACUGCCCGAAGGCUACGAACAAAGAACAACAGUCCAGGGCCAGGUUUACUUUUUGCACACACAGACCGGAGUUAGCACGUGGCACGACCCUAGGAUACCAAGAGACCUUAACAGUGUGAACUGUGAUGAACUUGGACCACUGCCGCCAGGCUGGGAAGUCAGAAGUACAGUUUCUGGGAGGAUAUAUUUUGUAGAUCAUAAUAACCGAACAACCCAGUUUACAGACCCAAGGUUACACCACAUCAUGAAUCACCAGUGCCAACUCAAGGAGCCCAGCCAGCCGCUGCCACUGCCCAGCGAGAGCUCUCUGGAGGACGAGGAGCUUCCUGCCCAGAGAUACGAAAGAGAUCUAGUCCAGAAGCUCAAAGUCCUCAGACACGAACUGUCGCUUCAGCAGCCCCAAGCUGGUCACUGCCGCAUCGAAGUGUCCAGAGAAGAAAUCUUCGAGGAGUCUUACCGCCAGAUAAUGAAGAUGCGACCCAAAGACUUGAAGAAACGGCUAAUGGUGAAAUUCCGCGGGGAAGAAGGUUUGGAUUACGGUGGCGUGGCCAGGGAGUGGCUUUAUUUGCUGUGCCAUGAAAUGUUGAAUCCUUACUACGGGCUCUUCCAGUAUUCUACAGACAAUAUUUACAUGUUGCAAAUAAAUCCAGAUUCUUCAAUCAACCCCGACCACUUGUCUUAUUUUCACUUUGUGGGGCGGAUCAUGGGGCUGGCUGUGUUCCACGGACACUACAUCAAUGGGGGCUUCACGGUGCCCUUCUAUAAGCAGCUGCUGGGGAAGCCCAUCCAGCUCUCAGACCUGGAAUCCGUGGACCCGGAGCUGCAUAAGAGCUUGGUGUGGAUCCUAGAGAACGACAUCACGCCUGUACUGGACCACACCUUCUGCGUGGAACACAACGCCUUCGGACGGAUCCUUCAGCAUGAACUGAAACCCAAUGGCAGAAAUGUGCCGGUCACAGAGGAGAACAAGAAAGAAUACGUCCGGUUGUAUGUAAACUGGAGGUUUAUGAGAGGAAUUGAAGCCCAGUUCCUAGCUCUGCAGAAGGGAUUCAAUGAGCUCAUCCCUCAACACCUGCUGAAGCCUUUUGACCAGAAAGAACUGGAGCUGAUCAUAGGCGGCCUGGAUAAAAUAGACUUGAACGACUGGAAGUCGAACACGCGGCUGAAGCACUGUGUGGCCGACAGCAACAUCGUGCGGUGGUUCUGGCAAGCGGUGGAGACGUUCGAUGAAGAAAGGAGGGCCAGGCUCCUGCAGUUUGUGACUGGAUCUACGCGGGUCCCGCUCCAAGGCUUCAAGGCUUUGCAAGGUUCUACAGGCGCGGCAGGGCCCCGGCUGUUCACCAUCCACCUGAUAGACGCGAACACAGACAACCUUCCGAAGGCCCAUACCUGCUUUAACCGGAUCGACAUUCCACCAUAUGAGUCCUAUGAGAAGCUCUACGAGAAGCUGCUGACAGCCGUGGAGGAGACCUGCGGGUUUGCUGUGGAGUGAAAAGCAACCAAAGGCAACAGAGUCUAGCUCAUGGCCACCAGACCAAAAGCAUCCAGCUUCUGUGCGCCUCCUGCAAAGCUGGCAGAGGCCCUGGAAUUCCAGAUCACCUGAGGGGAAAGGGUUGUCUCUCUCCUUUCUGUUGGGGGAGGGGGAUGGGGGACUUUUGUUGGUGGCUCCCACCCAUAUAUCUCUCCUUUAUUAUAGUACUCCCACCCGCUUCCAUCACCCAUCCAAUAAAAUGCAGCCAGGGUUAGCCUUUGGCUUUGGUCACACAGGAUAUUCUGCUGUGGUUGCAACCCAUGUGGUGAUAAGGCUCAUGGCCCUGAGCUCUUUACGGGAGCAUCAGCCCACAGUUAGGGGACUGAGUGUGGCUGGCUGAGGGUUUGGAACUGGUGGCUAUCCCCGCUGUUCCAUCUCAAAUAGCCUUGAGGCCCCUUUUCAAUUUGAGCAGCUGCUAGAUAUCUUACCAGAGCUCAGAUUCCAGAUUUCACAUCCCAGCAGCCUGUUCUGGGCAGCAGAUGAAUUUCCAACUGAAAAAUAACUGCAUAACGUAUGCUUAUUGGAAUUCUGCCACAGCAGGAAGCUUGAGUCAAAAUGUGUUUCCCCUUUGAAAGGAGAAGGAAUUGGAGCAGCUUUUCCUGGAGCCAGGAUAUUUCUUUGCUGGGUAUCUUGGCUGAUAAUUUUUUACGUAGAGAAAAACCAUCUUUUAAGGGCCCCUUUUGCUGCAUUAUCUGUCCAGUUUGACUUUUCUUUUCAGUGAAAACACCAUGUCACGGAGUGUAGAAAAGAGCAGACCAAAAUCAGCCCUAGAGCCAACCAGUCAGUCCCAAAGCUGUGACCUCUGUGCCACUGUUGUCCAUAGAAGAGCAUCAACUGUGUCACUUAAAAUAUUAGUAAACCGUGAUGCGGCAACUGCUAAGAGCUAAACUAACAAAAUUGUGUUAUCAUAGCUGCUGGCUUGGUGCGAACUAGCUUAAAAGCAAUGGUGAAAGGAUAACCUCGAUGAUGUAAAUCCACCCAAAGAUACUGUUCUACAAAAAGUAGGGUGUGGACGCAAACCUGUGACCGCAGAGGGGGACGGCUCCACACUGCCUCAUGUGGCCCCUUUCCCAGUGGCAGCUGGUGACACUAACGAUUGCUACUCGGUUCACUUGCCCAGAUGUCUUCGUAUGAUCAGCAAGGCCAGAAGCAAGCCUAGACUGGAAGUUUCUGACACCAUUUCCAGUUUGCACAGAAGGCAAACAGUGUUUUAUCUUAAAGUGGCUUGAUUUCCAGUAGCUGAACUUGGGCAGAAAACAGCAGCAGCAACCAAUGUUCCUGUAUGGUUUCUUUGUUGUUUUUGUUUGGGGUGGGGGCAAGUACAGGGUAAUCGAUGAGCAAGACAUUUCACUGCUGUUGAAGUCUCUGGGAUCCCGCUGUGGGUCUGAGAUGGCCUGGGAAGGACCUUGUGGACAACGGUUUUAUCUGUUCUUUUUGUCACUGUUAACUUCUGGGCUGCUGAGGUUCUAGAAUGGAAGGGCUGCCAAACGAGGUUUGCUGCAGGAGGAAAGUUUAAUCCCCCAUUCCAGAAGUCCAGGCCCAAUGGUGGGCUUAGCCUCUUUGAAAAGCUCUGCCUUGCCCCCCCAGGUGGGCGCAUCCUGUGUCUCAUUCACCAUGAUGCUUCCUGAAGGUGUUCUAGAAGCCCGUUUCCCAGUGGCUCUAUCCAGCCUUUCCUUGCAUCUUCCUCUUGAAGGUGAGGAAGUGAAAACUACAGCCCUCCCCCGGAGAGCCCACCCUCUAUCACGAGCCUAACCCACGGGAGGCAGAAGAGACAUCCAUCUGAGAACUGAAGCGGCCUCCGGGAUGAGGUCGGAGGCCCCACCUGAUUUUCCUGGUGGUGGUAUCCAAAAUCCGCAGUAACUAGGAAGGAAACCAGGGUCUCAUGGUUUAAAAGACUUUGAAGCAGGAAUGUUGCAUUUGACGCCUUUAAAACUACCUUUUUGCUGUUGGGAGGAGUCGGGGGCGAGCCUUAGCAGCUGCACCCGCCAGCCCCAUGCUGGUCGGUGCUGCCCUGCCUCUCGUGCCGGGUGUUGCUUCAGCCCAGAGCCAGAGGGCUGGGUCCCGGGUCCUCCACAGGUGGCCCCGGCGGACACAUGGCAUUCCCGUCCCGGCCCCCGUCUCUGCUUUUCCACUUCCACCUGCGUGUGGGUUUGCCGCCUUGUCAUCGGUCGUGUGAGUGUCGCAGACCUUUCCAGAGCUCCGGUUCACUCUUUCCAAACAGGCCUCCCUGUCGGUGGCAUCGCACUCCCAGAACCUUCAGUUUCUACGAUGGUUUGUUUGGUCCUUUUGAACCACCCCAAAGAACUCAAUAUGGCAAGCAAAUGGUAAAAGCUUCCCGAAUGUUGGACUUUGGGUCCGCGCGAAGCCCAUUCACGUGUGAUCUGUGUCGCCCCUCUCGGUGGUCCCAGGCGAUCCAGCCAUGCCCCCUGCCCCUCUGCCCAGAUGCUUCAGGGGCCCGGCUUUUCAGGCUUGCCCUCACCAGCGGCCGUCAGCCGACACUCAGGGAUGUAGCAAACACCACUCUGCCAGUGCUUUUGGUAGGAAGAGCUGAGGCUGCCUGGGAGGCCCGGGGCGACAGGAAAAGGGCUCUCUCCAGUUCUGAAAAGAGAAUCUGCCACCAGAUCGAAUUUCGACCCCUGAGCUUGUUCAGACAUAUGGUCCGAAUUCCGAUUAAGGUGGUCACCCAGUCCGAGAUGUCAGGAAAGGCCUUCUGCAGAGAAAAUGUCCCCCUACCCGCCAUCUGCAGCCAGGUGUGUGCCGCACGGCAGCCUUCCCGAAACAUAGUAUGGAUUUUAAAAAUGUGUUUAUUUUUGUUUCUCAACCACUUUAUAAUGUAUUUUUUAAUUUAUUUUGUAAUGUCUUGUUUUUAAGUAUUGCUGCUAUCCUUGUUAUCCUUCCCACGGUUUUUAUCGCUGAUUUAUUUUGUGAAAGUUGUACACUAAUGUUCUGUUUUAUGUCAAAAUCAAAAGUAUUUAAUGAAAUACUAGUUCUAUUUAAUGUGGUUAUGGAACCAGCUGGAAACACAAAACAAACAGUGAUUGUACAGCAGGCUGGGCCCAGGAGGUCAGGUUCAUUUUGUUACAUAUGCAAUAAACUCACGACUUUACA